GGAAGUUGUUUCACUUUGUAAAUGAGGAAACCUUUAUUUGUAAUCCAGAAAUCAGUUGAUUGUUGGACACCUAAAAAAUGGCAAUAUCAGCAACAUUAGCGGUCAAAAUAUUAUACAUCUGUAGUGGAUGUGUCCAUUAUUUGAGUCCUCAAUGGGCAGAAAACACCAAUGCCACUGGGAGUCACAUGAAAAUUCAUGAAUUUAAACAUCCGUUCUUUAUGGCCUGUUUGAAGUACCUAGGUCAGCUAUUCUGCAUUCUAUUGUACUACAUCGCGUUUGGUCGGCAGACCGUGCCGAACAACAACACAGUCCCUGGAAAUGUUGGUCCUGGUGCCAUAGCUGAUGGUGGUGCUGUGGCUGCUGCAGCUGACAGACCAGAACCACGACCUUUUGCCAGGCGUAGGCCAGGACUAAAUCCCCGCUUCCCACCCGAAGAACGUGACCCGACUAAGUACAACAAGUUUAUUUUCCUCCUCUGUACUCUGUGUGACAUGGCCAGAACGGGACUCCUGUACGUUGGACCCAAGUUGACCUACCCGUCAAGCUCUAUCAUGCUCAGUGGUACUGUGACAUUCUUCACAGCGUUGCUGUCAGUGGCGUUUCUGGCUACUCCACUUCAGAACAGGAUGUGGUUUGGUGUCUGUGUGAGCGUCUGUGGUCUGGCGGUUCUCGGCCUGAGGGACUACGUAUUUGUGCAUCUCAACUCGUACGAUUCGUACGGGAUAGCAGCAGGAGACUUGCUUAUCGUCAUGGCAAUGAUAAUGACGGCCACGCAGGUGAUUCUUGAGGAGAAGUUUGUGAAGAAACACAACAUCAGUCCCCUCUUGACAGUCGGCAUAGAAGGUCUGUUUGGGUUUGUUCUCACCCUAAUUCUUGUGGUGGUCUUCUACUUCGUUCAUGCGGGGGGAUUCAGCAAACUCCCCGAACACCGCCUCGAAGAUUUCAUCGAUGCUUUCACGCAGAUGAAAAGCAGUUGGAGGAUCGCAUUGGCUGUGGUUGGUACCGUCGUCAGCGUCUGUUUCUACUCCUACUUUGGCAUUACCAUCGCAAAGAGUCACGACCACGGCGCUGUCUCAAGGAUGGUUCUUGACAACAUCGCGACGCUGUUCGUCUUCGCGUUCUUCCUCAUCGUCGGCUGGCAGCCAGUUCACUGGGUGAUGAGCAUUGGCUUCUGUCUCGUCGUCCUCGGAGUCAUGUUCUACUACGACUUCAUCUUCUACAACAUAUAUCUGAAAAUUCGGAGAGGACUUGGCUGUCCAGAACUCGUCCUGCCAGGAGCCGAUACUGAGCCAUUGCUAGUACGCAAUGAUGCUGCUGUCCAAGAAAGAUGAAGUGCCAGUCGGAGACGAUGACUAAUGUUUGGAAAAUGAAAAAAAAAAGAGGGAAAAUAUUGUCGUCAUCAAAACUAAUCGUAUCUUCAUUUAAACUAGUGCUUCUCAUCAUUUUGAUCUUUUACCAUUCCAUUCUCUUAUUAGCCCUCUUCCAGUCCAAUCAAAGGGACUAUAGGUUCUGUCUCUGUCCUGUCUGUCUGUCCAUCUGUCCCACAUAUAGUUUUCCGGACUUUUGUUUCACAAUUUUUCAAGAUAUUGAGCUGAAUUUUUUUUUUUUUUUUAUAGCUAUACCAUGUAUUGUUACAGACCAAGUGUCACUUUCAUGGUGAUUUACCCAUUUUCACAGAGUUAUCACCCUUGAACUUAUGAAUAUGAAUAAGAUAUUGAGCUAAAAUUGUAUUAUGUACUGUUACAGAUCAAGUAUGACUUUCAUGGCGAUUUACCCGAUACCCAUUUUUUACAGUUAUGACUCUUGAACAUAGGAAAUAUGAAAAUUUGUUUUCCUGAGAAAAAAAAUUCCACAGUGCUUCACGAUAUUGAGCUGACAUUUUGUGUAUAACUUUACCAUGUACUGUUACAGAUCAAGUAUGACUUUCAUGGCGAUUUACCCAUUUUUCACAGAGUUAUGACCCUUGAACAUAGGAAAUAUGAAGAAAAAAAAUUCUAGACUUUUCUUUUACAAUGCUUCAAGAUAUUGGCAAUUUACCCUCCUUUUUAUUUAUGACCCUUGAAAAUGUGUUGGGCCUUGUAGGGGAGAUAUAUUGCUUUAGUAGUCCUAUCAGAAUGCUUGUUAUAUAAUUGUUGUAUGUAAAUAAUAAACAGUGUUAAUCUCGGUGAUACUAGGGUGAAUACAGGAUUGUUUUUUUAAAUGAUGUAUACUGCUCAGUGGGCGAUUUUGAUGAGAGUUCGGGAGCCCGAGGCCCACAAAAAUCAUAAAAGACUUUCUAGCUUGGCUAGCAUAUGAGCCUGCAUGGCUCAUAAAAAUUAUUUGUACAAAUUACAUUGAUUCUUCGAAAUGACAUCUCAAAAUCCUGAGAAACGACAGUCUUGAAUAACGAUCUUUUCCAUGAUUUCAUGCAAAACAUUUAGUGUAUCUUCUAUUUUACUGGAGACGUACGGUAGGGCUCGCUUGGAUAGUGGUGAGCUCUAAAGAUAUGCAAACAGGCAGACCCUGUGACACUUAAAUUUUUAAAACCAAAAUGGCACACUGCUGCUUUAAUUAUGUGUCUAUAUCACCCUUGUUAUCAAAAUUUCAAUCCUAUAAAACCCACAUUGAUCUUCAUAUAUAUAUGUAUAUGUAUAUGUAUAUAAUUUUUUUAAAGAGUUUUACAAUUUUUUUAUUUACAAGAUCUCACACUCCCAGUGAAGGGUGUUAUAUAGUGUACAAAAUAGAAAACUUGACAAUUCGAUCAUAACAUUGUUAUGUACUAAAGUUUUAUGAAGGUAAAGAGCUUAAAAAGUAGACCUUAAAUGUUAGCAGAUCAGCACAAUCAAAUUGAAAAAGGAAUACAGCAAUAAUGCAGGGCCUACUUAUUGCUUGUAUAGUAUAAUGGGAAAGAAUACAACUUAAGUAUACCCAUAAACAUUUACAUUGAAAUAAAACUAUCUCUGGGUGUGUAGGAUCUUCAUAUAUUGGGUGGCCCCUAAAAAACGAUAGGCUAACCCUACUGAAUAUGCAAUACUUUUUAGACUUUGUUUUUACUUACAAUUUUGAAUUUGUUGCUGUGUUAACAAUAUUUUAACUAUGGGCUUCAAUUUUCACUGAAGGUGACAAAUAUCCAUAUAGUAAUGGGUGUGAAACAUCAAAAUUACAGUUCUCAUACUUUAUAAAUUAUUGUCUAUUCAGUAGGGUUAUGGUGUUUUGUUUUUUGUUGUUGUUUCGGAGGGGGCACAUUAUACAUGUAGUACUUUGUAACUCAUCUGUUUUGAUCUGCCUAUGUAGCCUACUGCAGGAUAAUCACAACCCCAUCCAAGAUAUGCCUAUAUACUACCACACUUUACUCUAGAUCUGUUUAUAUACUUAUUUUGUUAUUUAUGUGAAGAGUUCAUUUCCAAAAUAUAAUAUACACCAAUUUCCAGGGGGUGGGAUGUAGCCCAGUGGUAAAGCACUCACUUGAUUCGCGGUCGGUUUAGGGUCGAUCCCUG
This is a messenger RNA of Gigantopelta aegis, 3476 nucleotides long. RefSeq names its product solute carrier family 35 member F6-like. The record is from RefSeq and is a predicted model, not a curated record. Gene Ontology annotation, cellular component: intracellular membrane-bounded organelle; membrane. The transcript has 8 exons. Lineage: Eukaryota; Metazoa; Mollusca; Gastropoda; Neomphalida; Peltospiridae. The coding region runs from base 78 to 1331 and encodes 417 amino acids.